GGGGCGCGGGACUAUCGUCGAACUGGCGUUCCGCGACAGAGCUCCGUGUCUCCAGCGGCGGCCGACCGCGGCGGUUCCUGUUCUACUGUCUGUACGUCCUGCUCACUACCGGGGCCCUGGUCGUGUCGGCCGUCUCCGUGGAUCUCCUCAGAGACCCCUCGGACCCGUACCGGCCCGGCUUCGGCGACCGGGUCUGCUGGUUCAGCCGGCCCAAGGCCAUGAUGAUGUUCUUCGCUGCGCCACUCGUCGCCCUUAUGGUGGUGAACGUGGCGCUCUUUUGCGGAAGUGCCAUCAUCAUCCGAAGAACGUCGCAGGCGACAGUCAACACCGCUUCGUCAAAGACGAACCUGCGGCUGUACACGCGGCUGGCACUGAUCACGGGCAUGUCGUGGGUGAUCGGCCUGGUCGCCGGCUGGCUGCACUUCCCGCCGCUCUGGUACAUCUUCAUCGUCCUCGACACACUGCAGGGCGUCUUCAUCUUCGUCUCGUUCACGCUGACACAGCGCGUGAGGCGGGACGUCGAGCGCGAGCUGUCGCGCUACUCCGCCAAGAGGAGGUGCUCAAGGCAGUCGCUUCGGUCCUCUCGUGAAAAGAACACAGUGAAAAGGGGAGUUGAAGGGGUGAGAUGCGAAAGAGCGUUGAGGGGAUACGUAAAUACCGCGGUGUCUGAGAGUCUGCCGGGAUGCGAGGGAGCCAGUGACAUUGUUAGGGUGAGCGUGGUUGAUCCAGUUUUUGUCGUGAAGGAAGAAAUGCAGGAAGAAAACUUGGAAAAUGGUGAAAACGGAAUGUAAAGAAAUGAAUACAUAAUGUCACAAAGAUAAAUAAAC
Messenger RNA from Amphibalanus amphitrite, 827 nucleotides. RefSeq names its product adhesion G protein-coupled receptor E2-like. The record is from RefSeq and is a predicted model, not a curated record. The coding region runs from base 219 to 791 and encodes 190 amino acids. Lineage: Eukaryota; Metazoa; Arthropoda; Thecostraca; Balanomorpha; Balanidae. The transcript has 3 exons.